GAGAGCUCGCCUAGUUCUCUUUCUUCCCAAUCACCACCACCUCGUCUCCACUCUCCACGCUCCCGCAUCCAUGGCGGCCUCCUCCGCCCGCCUCCUCGCCGCCGCAGCGCGCGGCCGUGCCGCCACCACCUUCCGCCAUGCUCCUACCGUCUCCUCCUCCCUCUCAUUCCCUCCCAACCCGCACCACCGCCCGUCCCUCCGCGGCCGCGCUGGCAUCUCCUUCUCCUCCACCUCCAUCUCCCUCCCCUCGGGCUCCCCGCACGGCGCCUCCGCCCCCUUCAACCUCUUCCCUCCCGACUCCGAUCCCUUCAUACAGUGGGACCCUCCCCCUCCCGACGCCGCCUCGCCGCUCGGCGCCGGCGCCGCCGGCCGCGAGGCGCCCGGGGACCUCACGCUGGUCGUGCUCCUCGGGUGGCUCGGCGCGCGGCAGAAGCACCUGCGGAGGUACGCCGACCUCUACCGCGACCGCGGGGUCGGGUCGGUGCGGUUCGUGGUGCCCGUGCGGGAGCUCCUCGGGCUCGACCUCGGCCGCCGCGUCGAGCGCAGGGUCGCCGACCUCGCCGCCGAGAUCGCCGCCUGGUGCGACGCCGACCACCGGCGCACGCUCCUCUUCCACACGUUCAGCAACACCGGAUGGCUCGCAUAUGGUGCUAUACUUGAGAAUCUACAAUCAAGAGCUGAUAUAAUUGAGAGGAUACGGGGAUGCAUUGUAGAUUCUGCACCAGUUCUGGAGAUAAGACCAGAGGUCUGGGCUGCUGGAUUCUCUGCUGCCAUGUUGAAGAAAAGCAGUUCCAUGACAGGACCUUCAGUUGAAUCUCCUGAUGGAUAUACUUCAAAUGGCACCUUGAACAACCUUAGCUCUGAUGUGACGAGACCAACAUGGGGUGAAAAUAUUCUUCUAUCUACUCUACAGAAAUUCUUCGAGAUUGUCCUUCAUCUACCUGAUGUAAACAAGAGGCUAGAAAAGGUUCACUCGGUUCUUUCAGAGAAGCAGCCUACCUGCCCCCAGUUUUAUCUGUACAGCUCAGCAGAUCGAGUAAUACCUGCUGAAUGCGUCGAGCGCUUCAUCGACAUGCAGAAAUCCCUAGGGCAGAGCGUAUUCGCCCACAAUUUUGUGUCAUCGCCACAUGUGGACCACUACAGGAGCUUCCCUCAUGUCUACGCAGCAAAGAUCGACGAGUUCCUGAAGAUUUGCUCCAUAGCUAGAGUAUGACCAGUUUUUGACCAACAGGUAUUCUUUCGAGACAUAGGUAUUGCUCUAUUACCUUGAGAGGUAUAUGAAUCAUGGAAUAUUUACCCAUUAGAGUUCCUGAAAUGAUGUGUACUCGUUCAUGAAAAAUAUGAAAUCUUGAAAAGUGACGCUGAAAGCUGAACUCUUAGAUGCACAUUGGAGCCACGAAUUUCUGCUGUUAUUUGCUUCGAUAGCCUUAGACAGUUAGACACUAGUUGCAGCGUAAUCUGUUGGCGAUUUUCAGAUCGCCUCAAGUUUUAUUCAAUUGUACUUGUCUAGUGACAAUGGCAUGAGCCUGUGUAUUCUAGUUCCAUCCAAGAUGGGAACAGCCUGUUGUUGUGAUACUCCUAGUCUCUGUCACGCCGUGCUUGUGAGUUGUUAAUAUUCUUUCUCGCCUUAAUCAUGUUGUGAGUACAGUAA
Oryza sativa Japonica Group (Japanese rice) is the source of this 1651-nucleotide messenger RNA. RefSeq lists its product as uncharacterized. NCBI's taxonomy places the organism in Eukaryota, Viridiplantae, Streptophyta, Magnoliopsida, Poales, Poaceae. The record is from RefSeq and is a predicted model, not a curated record.